CUCCUAGUUCUCCGUCCACCUCAGUUUCACACACCCUGCUAAGAAGGGCUCCGUGCGCCACUGCCGAGAGUCAUUUCCUGCUGUGAAAACAACCUCUGCCCGCUCUUACUACGUCGCUGAGCAAAUAUGUCGUUACUCACCUGCAUAACCUGUUCAUAGGGAAUAUGAAAUGCUAAUCAAAGCUGGAGAGGAAAUGACUUCCAGCACUGGUGUAAGAAGCUGCGGCAAGUCAAGACCCAGGAAGGCUUUUCUGCUCCGGAGGAUUUGCGUGGAUGUGUUUAGACUUGCACCCACGGAUCAAGAAGGGGUGUGCUGACUGAUAGCUUAUUUGAGGCCUCAGGAAUCCAAACACAGGAGGGUCAGGAUUUAUGACAGUUGAUAAUGACUGUUGACGAAGGGUAGAUCACACUCGGCUGACAAUGUCCCCCCAAAUCAGAAGGUCAUCACGGAUGCUACUGGAAUGUCAGAACAAUGACAAAUUGUGUGUCAUACGGGAGAAUCAGGCAGAACUAAUAGUCGUCCCAGUCCUCUUAGUGGGUGUAUUUGUCAUUGUCUUAAGCGUCAUACUUUGGCUACGUUACCGCAACUGGAAGACAAACCAGCAGACCUUCCCGGAGUCCGAAGAGAAAGCUGUGGUCCCAACCUCAGAGGAUGAGAGAAGCCGGGGGAAAGCCAGCGUAUCGGAAUAUACUUCCAUCCGGCUAAGCGAGACGACCAUGGAUUGCUUGCUAAGAACGGCAGCCUUAACCUUGAAGGAGCUGGAGAUACCACGAGAAAAAAUCUCCCCAGAAUCGAUGGAGUUUAUUUGGAACGGGAGCUUUGGGGGAAUCUACAGAGCAAAACUGGACACAGCCAGUCCUGGGAAAACUCAACUGGUCAUCUUGAAAACGUUACAAGAAUCUGCAACCUCUCAUGAGAUUAAAGACUUCCUGGAAAGGAUUACAUUCCAUCAAUUCCUUGGUCCUCAUGAAAACAUAGUCAAGUUAUUAGGGUGUUCUGUCACCCAAAUGCCUCUUUAUAUGAUACUGGAGGAUGCUUCCAAUGGGAAUCUUCUCAGCUUCCUUUGGACCUGCCGCAGGGACGUCGUGACCAUGGAUGGUUUGCCUUUUGACCUGACAGAAAGGCAGGUGUAUAAAAUUGGACAACAAAUUGCAUCAGCUCUGGAUUUUCUCCAGCAAAAGAAGCUGUUCCACGGAGACGUGGCCGCCAGAAACGUUCUCAUCGGUCACGACUUUACUGCCAAGCUUUGCAAGCUGGGACUGGCCUACAGGAGCCACACCCGUGGAACCAGCUCCGUGGCGCACAGUGUCCCGCUCAAGUGGCAAGCUCCCGAGCGGCUCCUGAAGACGCCGCCCAGCAUCAAAUCAGACAUAUGGUCCUUUGGAAUCUUACUCUACGAGAUGAUCACAUUAGGAGCGCCACCCUUUCCAGAAGUUCCCCCGUCUGAUAUCUUGCAGCACCUUAAUAGGAGGCACAUCAUGAACAGACCUUCCAGCUGUCAACCGGCCAUGUAUAGCAUCAUGAAGGCUUGCUGGUGCUGGACUCCGACAGACCGGCUGUCUCCCACGGAGCUCAUCUGGAGGAUACAAACAGCAAUCAAGAACAGCAACGAUCAGGCUGUACUUCAAGUUCCCGAGCUGGUUGUGCCGGAGUUAUACGCGAAUGUGGCUGGAAUUGACUUGGGAGACCUUGCAAUCGACUACACGGUGUUCUGAAAUCUGCCAUUUCAAGGGAUAGGAAAAAAACUUUGAAAAUGCAGGGGUCUGUGGUCACCCAAAUAUAGGCACCUUAACUGAUCCAUGCUUUUUGACCUAGCCUUCCCUCUUGGAAAGACAGCAGAGUCUCGUUACACCUGGAUUCUGGACAUGCUUUCUUGUAAGUCAGCCCCAUAUUCCUUGGGAAUAUUUUCCUGGCAAGUAUAACUUCACGGGGGGGGGGGGGUCCAAUUCCCUUUGCUCCUCAGGCCAGAGACCCGACUUGCGCCAAGAGCACUGGCGGCGCCGUAUUCUUAAUGAUCGUUGCUAGAUCUUCUCAGAACAGAACAGAAACGGGACAACAUAUAGAAAGAACGGAAUUGUCUCGGAAAGGCUGUGGGAGAAUUGCACUCUGUACCAAACUCAGGUAGAUAGUCAUAGGGCUAGCGGGGAGAUUAGAAAUAGUAAUUAUUAUUAUAUUUAACUUUACUACUGAAAGAAGUGCUUUGCGUGGUAUUUAAAUUCCGACGCAUUCACCCAGCCAAGUCUGAAGCCCUCUUCCAGCCUAAGGAGCUUCCGUUCAAUAUAACUGGCUCUUCGACUUUGUAGACUGUAAGCAUGCACA
This is a messenger RNA of Sphaerodactylus townsendi, 2319 nucleotides long. It is a transcript of the gene STYK1, whose product is annotated as serine/threonine/tyrosine kinase 1. NCBI's taxonomy places the organism in Eukaryota, Metazoa, Chordata, Lepidosauria, Squamata, Sphaerodactylidae. Bases 420 to 1715 code for a protein of 431 amino acids. The transcript has 10 exons. Gene Ontology annotation, cellular component: signaling receptor complex. Gene Ontology annotation, molecular function: ATP binding; transmembrane receptor protein tyrosine kinase activity. The record is from RefSeq and is a predicted model, not a curated record. Gene Ontology annotation, biological process: cell surface receptor protein tyrosine kinase signaling pathway; multicellular organism development; protein phosphorylation.